AGUAACUCUACUGAACUCAUCGCUGUCUGUCUAUUUUACUCCCUGUGUUUUGCAAUAUAAGAUAAUAAACAAUAAUUAUUUUGCAAUGUCUUGUUGGCUCGCAAUUAUUCUUGUGAAGGUGUAAAUGCGGUUGCCACGGUGUGACACGUCCAUGUCAUCGUGGUCCAACAGCACUGGUCAUCACACAGUGGACCUAUUCAACAACACUAACUAUCCUCAGGGGCACGAGUUUCUUUGGUCUAAAUUAUUCAACCCUAAACGAAUGUCCAAUUCAGGCGAGACUCUCAACUCGCCGAGUUACCUGUCAUGGCGCAAGUUGCAACUUAGCAGAGCAAAACUGCAGGCCUCUAGCAAAACAUCAGCCCUUCUAUCCGGAUUUGCCAUGGUGGCCAUGGUUGAAGUGCAACUUAGCAACGAGACGCAUGUUCCGCCCGGGAUGCUGAUUCUGUUUGCAGUAUGCACGACUCUCCUCGUUGCUGUACACAUGUUGGCUCUCAUGAUCAGCACAUGUAUCUUGCCCAACAUUGACGCAGUGUGCAACCUCCACUCCAUCUCAUUGGUUCACGAAUCUCCCCACGAGAGGCUCCAUUGGUACAUCGAGAUAGCCUGGGCUUUCUCCACGCUCCUAGGUCUCGUCUUGUUUCUCUUUGAGAUAGCGAUCCUUUGUUGGGUCAAGUUUUACGAUUUCUCCAAGGAGGCUGCCUGGUCCGCCAGCAUCAUCUUGAUCCCUGUCCUCGUCAUUUUCCUAGUUUUCGCCAUUCACUUCUACAUCUCCCUGGUGACUCACAAGUAUGAAGUCACCAUCUCCGGGAUCCGAGAGCUGGAGUUGCUCAAAGAACAGAUAGAGGCGGGAGAUAUGGAGACAAGGAUGCAGAAUAUGAACGUUCCCACAGGCAUUGUGGGUGCAGGCUUGUCUCUCAUUGGAGCAGGGAAUACCCAGAUUGUGUGAUUUUAGGUGAUAGUAAUUGUUAUUUAUUAAAUAUAAUGAAGGUACAAGAUUUUUAUUAUAACAAACAUUCAAAUGUUGAACUGCGCAAAAUGGAUUUUUUAGCACAAGGUUAGUAGCAUUUUCUUGAUAAAACUUUAUUUAAAGAGUGAUACAUAACGUUUUUAUCACAUUGUUUACUAAACAAUAAAUUUAUAAAAUUGGAUCAACUGUUUAUAAAAGAAGCUGUGUUCAAAUUGACAACAACAUUAAAUUGGCUGAGUCAGAAAGUCUAUGCACUGAAAAUGCUAAGGUUUAUUUUGACACAGUGGUUUGGGCUGCCUUAAACAACUAUUCUACUUAGGCCUAACUCAAAGGAUUUAGUCUUCUUAUAAUCUUUAUGAUAUCAAUAGAUUGAGUAACUGGAAGUAUUACUGAGCAGUAUAGGCCUAUAACUGUCGUACUUUAUCACUUUGUAUAACCAAUAUUAAUUUGUACUUAUUGCUUUAAAAUGUUUGCUUAAUAUAUUCAAGGUUCAUGUUUCAUUAAUUGCUCCUUUAAAUGUAUGUACUUGGUGCAUGUUCCUUUACAUUUUUCAUUCAAAUUGUUUUUGUAUUAUUGAUCAAACAAAUAUGUUUAUUUUUAUUUUUUAUGUUCUAAGACUUGAAUUAACCCUUUCAGUGCUAAGCCAAUAAUUCAUAUUUUGUAAGUCUUUUUUGUUUGCCUUUUAAUUCCAUUACCCGUUGUUGAAUUUUAACUGUCAUGUUGUCACUAUUUUAUUAAUUAGGCUAAUUUUGAAUAAUAACACUAUAAGAAAAUAUAUAAGAAAGAUAAAUCCCGGUAUUUGUAGUAAACAUCAAAUAAAACUUAGUUUUUGUUGUAAUUUUCCUGGUUUUCCUAUAAAUUUUUAUGUUCUGAUAGCAUUAUUUGAAACCGAAAUCUCACAAUAUCAAAAGACAUAUAGUUUACAAUGUAAUAUUGAAUUUAACCCUGAUUUAGUUGGACAAGGUUAUUGUAAUAAAGCAAUUUUAGGGAAACUAAUGUUUUGCAGCAAAGUCUCAGGAACACAUUUACUACUACUAAAACUAAAAGAUUGCAUCUAAAUAGUCCGUGACUAGCUGGUGCUGCUACCUAGUAACACAUUGAACAACCAUCUGCAGAGCAAUCUGUUCGCAAUCGGUGGCGACAGCUUAAAUACCGGGUUUUGACUCCCCAGUCUUCAAGCACAGAUAGCCGAGAAGGCUAGGGCGUGUGUCACUUGGCCAGUGGCAUUCGUCUGCUCGGGUUCGAAUCCCGUCCUGUGUGGCAAAUAAUUGGUGACCUGCUGUGUGUUUGUAGCGAUAUACUACAACCACUGGGGCAUAGUGAGGUGUUCAUAAUCCUUGGUUUAGAGACAUACACCUCGAAAUAAUCGGAUUGGGCGAAUCUUUUAGCUAAGUGGUUGGUAGUGUAUCCUAUAAACAUGCAGGUCACCAAUGGCCGUUUUGCUAUUUUUUUAAAAAUAACCUUCCUCUCUAUAUCCCUUAGGGUUUUUUUAAAACAACGAUAUAUCGUUUCAUAGCACUGAAAGGGUUAACUUAUAAGUUGUAACACAAUUUGUGAUAUUUGUUGGAAAGUUUGCUAUGAUGGUGCUUUGUUUUAGGUUUGUAGUAGCAACAAGGUUUAUUUCUGUCUGUAAAUUGAUAAUGUCUAUAGUUAAAAAAAAUGUAGAAUAAUGUAGUUUGAAUUAAAUUUACAGGACAGGUAUUCAUGUAACAACCAAAGUGUGUAUAUUAUUAUUAUUACUUAAAAUAAAUUUAGAGUACUUAAGAAAUAUAUCUGAAUUUAAGAGGCCUUAAGAAUAAUUAUUGUAUAUUUAUACUGAAAUAAACUAUGUUAAUGAAA
Molecule: messenger RNA, 2809 nt
Organism: Macrosteles quadrilineatus (aster leafhopper)
Lineage: Eukaryota; Metazoa; Arthropoda; Insecta; Hemiptera; Cicadellidae
Gene: Orai
Product: calcium release-activated calcium channel protein 1
Exons: 5
Coding region: 125-949 (274 amino acids)
Biological process (GO): store-operated calcium entry
Cellular component (GO): membrane
Molecular function (GO): store-operated calcium channel activity
Source: RefSeq, a predicted model, not a curated record